GCGCAGGAGCGGGCCCCGGCACGAUGUUGUUCUCGCUGCGGGAGCUGGUGCAGUGGCUGGGGUUCGCCACCUUCGAGAUCUUCGUGCACGUGCUGGCGCUGCUGGUGUUCUCUGUGCUCCUGGCGCUGCGGGUGGACGAGCUGGCCCCGGGCCUGUCGUGGUGGAAUGUGUUCGUGCCCUUUUUCGCCGCCGACGGGCUCAGCACCUACUUCACCACCAUUGUGUCGGUGCGCCUCUUCCAGGACGGGGAGAAGCGGCUGGCGGUGCUCCGCCUCUUCUGGAUCCUCACUAUUCUCAGCCUCAAGUUUGUUUUUGAGAUGCUGCUGUGCCAGAAACUGGUGGAACAGACCAGGGAGCUCUGGUUUGGCCUUAUCAUGUCCCCAGUCUUCAUCCUCCUGCAACUGCUCAUGAUCCGGGCCUGUCGGGUCAAUUAGCCCGGCUCGCAGGGGACGCCGCGUCCGACUGGAGGAAAGGAAUUCCUGCAGGGAGGAAUCUGUUCCCUAGGUCUCGGUUUUUCUUCAUGCUUUGCAUCCUAACUCCAGGCGGGUGGGCAGAUGUGUGAAAAAAAACACUGAUCACUAAAUAGAGGUAUUCCUUUUUUUUUUUUUUUUUGGCUUUGAUUUCUAUUCCUGCUCUUCCUCCCUCGUUUUCAAUCUCCUUGAUUUGAGAUGAGUUCUCGAUUGGACAGUUUAAUUGCCUAGGUUGUAAAGGAGUUUGCCGUUAGAAAUUGCUUUUUAAUAAAAUGUACUGUUGGAA
Sarcophilus harrisii (Tasmanian devil) is the source of this 756-nucleotide messenger RNA. RefSeq names its product transmembrane protein 203 (gene TMEM203). The record is from RefSeq and is a predicted model, not a curated record. Gene Ontology annotation, biological process: intracellular calcium ion homeostasis. The transcript has a single exon. Gene Ontology annotation, cellular component: endoplasmic reticulum. NCBI's taxonomy places the organism in Eukaryota, Metazoa, Chordata, Mammalia, Dasyuromorphia, Dasyuridae. The coding region runs from base 24 to 434 and encodes 136 amino acids.